This is a messenger RNA of Kazachstania africana CBS 2517, 774 nucleotides long. RefSeq names its product Cir1p (gene CIR1). The record is from RefSeq and is a predicted model, not a curated record. Gene Ontology annotation, cellular component: cytosol. Gene Ontology annotation, molecular function: electron transfer activity. Lineage: Eukaryota; Fungi; Ascomycota; Saccharomycetes; Saccharomycetales; Saccharomycetaceae. The coding region runs from base 1 to 774 and encodes 257 amino acids. The transcript has a single exon.
AUGGCUUCAAAGCAGAAUUUGAGAGUUUUGGUGCCCGUUAAGAGGGUAUUAGACUACCAGCUUAAACCUAAGAUAAAUGCAACAAGGAAAGGAAUCGAAGCGACUGGCUAUAAAUUUAGUAUUAACCCUUUCGAUGACAUUGCAAUCGAACAAGCAUUGAAUAUCCCAAAUGCUGUCACUCAUGCCGUAUCAAUAGGAUCUACUAAGAAUGAAGAUAUACUAAAGAAUUGUUUAGCAAAAGGUAUUAAUAACGUCACGUUGAUCGAAAAUAAUUCAAAUAUUGAAACUAAUCUAUUGGAUCCAUUAACCAUUGCUAAAAUCUUGAAGAAGUUCGUUCUUAAAAAUGAAUUCGAUCUGAUUCUACUGGGCAAGCAAUCAAUUGAUAAUGAUUAUAAUAAUACGGGACAAAUGUUGGCUGGCCUCUUGGAUUGGCCACAAGUAACAAACGCUUCAAAAGUAGAAUUUUUAAGUGAUGAAGUUAAAGUCAGUAGAGAAAUUGACGGCGGAACACAGACGUUGAUAUCAAGAUUCCCACUAGUCAUUACUUGUGAUCUCAGACUAAACACUCCUAGAUAUGUAGGGCUCUCUAAACUAAUGAAGGUAAAAAGACAAAAGAUUCCAAAGUUGACCCUAACAGAAAAUUUCAAUGACAUCGAUUUGAAUCCCACCAUUGAGCUACUAGAACUUAAUGAACCAAAGCCAAAGAAGAAGGGUAUUAAAGUACCUAAUGUCGACGCCUUACUUGAAAACUUGAAAAGAGAAAAAAUUCUUUAA